UUUAAUCACCGCAAUCAAGUACGAUGUAUUGGUCACUGUUGUUUUUAAUCUGUGGGUACUUAAGCUUUAGCAUUGUAAACACGUGCGAUGACUAUGCUGAUUUCGGAAGUGAGGAUUCUCUUCGACAAAACAUAAUAAAAUUGAGUAAAAAUGAAUUAAUAUUUUCGGACGAUAGCAUACCGUUUUAUGAUCGUGAGCUCAAUGAUACGACUCCCGAUGAUAAUGGCGAGUACGAUUUCAUCGUUAUCGGGGCGGGAACUGCGGGGGCCACUGUUGCAUCGCGACUGAGUGAAAUAAAAGAUGCGACUGUUUUGCUCAUUGAAGCUGGUUCCAAGGAAUACCCAAUAAUGGAUAUUCCCAUGAUGGCUGGAUUCCUGCAGCUGAGCGAUAAGGUGAAUUGGGGUUAUAAAACGGAGAGUUCGGAUAAGUUUUGCCGAGGACUCAAGGAAUCCAAAUGUUCGUGGCCGAGGGGAAAAGUAAUGGGAGGUAGCAGUGUUUUGAACUUUUUGGUUGCCACGAGGGGCCAUAGAGAAAAUUACGACGAAUGGGCCUCGAUGAGUGGUGACAAAUCCUGGUCGUACGUAGAAAUGUUGAAGUACUUUAUAAAAAUGGAGAAUUUUCACAUUGAUGGUGAAGGUUAUUAUAAAGAAUUGCAUAGUAAAGAUGGCCCGUUGGAUAUCUCAAGAUCUCCUUACGAGUCAAAGCUUGUCGAGGCAUUUUUAGAAGCUGGAAACGAACUUGGUUACGAGGAAGUUGAUUAUAAUGGGAUUGAACAAAUUGGAUUUUCUUUGUUGCAAAACACUAUGAUCCACAGUGAACGUUGUAGCACUAAUAGGGCAUAUCUCCACUUUAAAGAAAAAAGGCAAAAUUUGUUUUUAACGAGGGACAGCCACGUAAAUAAAAUACUAAUUGAUGAAGAAACAAAAACAGCUUAUGGCGUGGAAUUCACGAAAUUUGAUAAAACUAUUAUUGUAAGGGCCAAGAAAGAGGUAAUUUUGUGUGCCGGAACGAUAAAUUCUCCACAAAUUUUGAUGCUUUCUGGAAUAGGACCAGCGGAACAUUUACAAGAUUUGGAUAUUAACGUAGUCGUGGAUUCUCCAGUCGGAGAAAAUCUAAUGGACCACAUAAUGUAUGGUGGUUUAGUUUUCAAAACAAACAUCUCACAGACUCCAGUUGAAGCGAAUACGUUUGAUCCCAAUAAUCCGUCGAUAAAAGAGUAUGUAACAAAUAGAAAUGGAAAGCUAACCCUGGCAGUUGGUUUCCAAGCUUUGGCCUUUUUGAACGUGGAUAAUCCUUUUAUUUUCUCAGGUACCCCAAACAUAGAACUAAUUUUUACCUCGUCUCUAGGAAUUAAAGACCCCGUCUUGGCGAAUCUGCUUGGAAUAUCUGAAAACUAUCAGAAUGACUUUGUUGAGAGCAACGUCGAUCAUAGUACAUGGACCAUUUGGCCCAUGUUAACUCGACCAAAAAGUCGUGGAAAAAUUUUGUUGCAGAACGCAGAUCCUAAAACUAAGCCAAAGAUAUACCCAAAUUACUUUGAUCAUCCAGAUGACGUUCGCGUCAUGAUCCAGGGAAUAAGAAAUGCAAUAGAAUUAGCACAAACUAAAGCGUUUGAAAAGUAUAAUUCUGAGCUCUAUAGAAUCCCUCUACCUUGUAAGGAUUACGAUUAUGAUUCCGAUGAUUACUGGGAGUGUGCAUUGCGGUUGUUUGCUUGCACAGUGUACCAUCAAUCGGGUACGUGUAAAAUGGGCCUAGAAGAUGACAGUACCUCCGUCGUGAACUCAAAAUUACAGGUCAUCGGCGUGAAGCGAUUAAGAGUGGCAGAUGCGUCCAUCAUGCCAAACAUAAUAUCUGGACACAUAAAUAUUCCAACCGUCGCCAUUGCCGAAAAAGCGUCGGAUAUGAUAAAGGAAGACUGGGGUUAUUCUUCUUGAUUGACCGUUGCAACGUAAUGUGGCUAUGAAAUUGCUUUUAAAACUUAUUUUUAAUACAAAGUUUGUAAAACACUCGCGUUUUGUU
Copidosoma floridanum is the source of this 2019-nucleotide messenger RNA. Its product is annotated as glucose dehydrogenase [FAD, quinone]-like. Gene Ontology annotation, molecular function: flavin adenine dinucleotide binding; oxidoreductase activity, acting on CH-OH group of donors. The record is from RefSeq and is a predicted model, not a curated record. NCBI's taxonomy places the organism in Eukaryota, Metazoa, Arthropoda, Insecta, Hymenoptera, Encyrtidae.